CCUUCACUGCUGAUCAUAUGCCAGGACUCUGAGAUAGAAAACACACAUCUCAGCAAUAAGAGGUGAGAAGCCUCCUGUUCUUAGAUUUUCUGACUUUAUUGAUUUGCUGUGGGAGAAGAGGGCUCCACGCUCCUCCAUUGUUCCCGGGGCUCAGACUAGGCCAGCUGUUGUGUUGCUUUCCUGUUCCAAAGAGAAAGUAAGAAAAUUCCCUCCACAUGUGCUCCAGCACUUGGACACUCAGGUUUCUCUCCCGAUCCAGGAGCCGCCUGUAAUGAGCUCUCGGUGGGGCUCGGAGACGAGCAUCCAGCUGUGCCAAGAGCUGUUCCAUUUUCUUCCAGAGGAGAGGAAGAAGAUUCGUUCAAAAAGCUAAAGUGUUAAUGAGGCAAAAAUUGUUCUAAGGGCAUUGCAACUGGGAAAAGCAAAAGAAAAGCAGAAGAAGGCACAAGGAAACAAGAUGGGAAACUUUUGUCAGAAGCACUGCACCUGUUUGGAGCCCUACAUCCCUUGCUCAUUCUCAGGGAGAGAUGGUGAGCAAGAUGAGAAAGGUGGCCAAGUCUUUGCCAACUUUGCUGUGGUAAGGCAGGACUUACAAGCAGGACAGAAAGACAUUGACAGUAAGAUAAAAGAGAAACCUUUACCUCCACUGCCUGGCCAGCAUCUGGUGAAUAUUUGCAGAUUUGUUGCACUCUUUGACUAUGAGGCUCGCACUGAGGAGGACUUAAGCUUCCGAGCUGGGGAUAAGCUUGAAGUCCUGGAUGCCUCCCAUGAGGGCUGGUGGUACGCUAGGCUCCUUCUGCCAACUGGGUCGGUCUGUCCUGGCCACAAGCUCCAAGGCUACAUCCCUGCCAACUACAUUGCUGCUGACCAGAGCAUCGAAGCUGAGCCAUGGUUUUUUGGCCCAAUCAAACGAACAGAUGCUGAGAGACAACUGUCGUACCCUGGAACCCAGGCAGGAACCUUCCUAAUCCGAGAAAGUGAAAGUUUAAAAGGCGAAUACUCACUUUCAGUUUAUGACGGUGUAUCUGUGAAACACUACAGAAUCAGAAAGCUGGAUGAAGGAGGCUUUUUCCUAAGCAGAAGGAAAACGUUUAAAACUCUGAAUGAGCUUGUUGACCAUUACAGUAAGAACAAUGAUGGCCUCUGCGUGGUGCUCGGAAAGCCAUGCUUAAAGGUACAAAUUCCUACUACUUUUGAUUUGUCAUAUAAAACUGUUGAUCAGUGGGAGAUAGACCGACAAUCAGUGAAACUGUUGAAAAAACUAGGAUCUGGUCAGUUUGGUGAGGUAUGGGAAGGACUGUGGAAUAAUACCACCCCUGUGGCAAUCAAAACAUUAAAACCAGGUUCAAUGGAUCCAAAGGACUUUCUGAGGGAAGCGCAAAUAAUGAAGAACUUGAGACAUCCAAAGCUUAUACAGCUUUAUGCUGUGUGUACUUUGGAGGACCCAAUUUAUAUUAUUACUGAGCUGAUGAGAUAUGGAAGUCUUCUAGAAUACCUUCAGAAAGAUGCAGGCUCCCAAAUCUUCCUGCCACAUCAAGUAGACAUGGCUGCUCAGGUGGCUUCUGGGAUGGCUUACCUUGAAUCUCAGAACUAUAUCCAUCGGGAUCUGGCAGCCAGGAAUGUUCUUGUUGGUGAACACAGUAUUUACAAAGUGGCAGACUUCGGACUUGCAAGAGUUUUUAAGGUAGAAAAUGAAAACAUAUAUGAAGCUAAGCCUGAAACUAAACUCCCAGUGAAAUGGACAGCCCCGGAGGCGAUCCGCUACAACAAAUUCAGCGUUAAGUCAGAUAUCUGGUCAUUUGGAAUACUUCUAUUUGAAAUAAUCACCUACGGGAAGAUGCCUUAUGCUGGCAUGCCAGGACACCAGGUGAUCCAGAUGCUGGACAAAGGAUAUAGACUUCCUCAGCCAGAGACGUGCCCCAUGCCGUUCUACCAGCUGAUGCUGCAGUGCUGGAGUGCAGAGGCAGACAAGCGGCCCACCUUUGAAGCCCUCUGUGAUCAGCUGGAGUGCUAUUUUGAGAGUGACACCUCUUCCUACGCUGACAGCCAGGCUGUGGUGAAGUGAAGCCCAGGGCAGAGGCUGAAUGACAGAUGCCAGCAAACACAGGAUGAAGGAGUGUGUGUGAAAUCAGUCUAACCUCCGACAUGGAGGUUAUUAGGAGAUGCUGAGGAAUCCUGAUAUGGUUUUAUUUUUGUGCUGAUACUCAAAGACACUUAAAAUUUUUGCUGCUGGCAAGUGUUUUGCAAGACUAAGCGUCAGGAAGCUGCAGGAGUGGGGGCUUCUAAAAAUAAAAUGUCUUCUAUUUAUUUUUUAAAUAACAGAUUGCAAGAAUGAACAAAUGAAAUGAGUGUUGCUCAAUAACCAUUAUAGCAUUUUGUAAUUUCUUUAUUGGAAUAAUUAUUUGCCAUUCCUUAGAUAUUUUCUUCCUGUUAGGUUGUUCUCAUAAGGAAUGUGAUGGCUUUGCACAGCAGGAUCUGUGCUUCCAGAGUCCUCUCACUGUAAAAAAAAUAAAAAUAAUCGUGUGACUGUGAUGAUGGCAGAAUCCAGAUUAAUUGCCUCACUUAGACUUGAAGUACAUAUGCUUUUGCUAAAUUGGAAAAUAAAACAGAUGUUCAUGGGAGAAAAGGAAUUAUUUUGUUUUGUGAAUGCAAAGAGUGGUCUUUUUUAGUUUGCCUACUGUUCCUCUUUUACAAGAAUAAACACAAUUAUUAUUAGAUUUUUGAAACUGUUUGUUCUUAAUGUUGUUAAAUAGUGUCAUGGAACUGAUGAGUCAUUUUCCCUCAAAGUGUGAGGAUUUAUUCUAUAGUUCUUCAUUUUAGGCAUAUUGGAGGAAAAGGUUUUUAACACGAACUCAAGACGGCCUUAGCCUUAUAGAGUGAUAUCCUUUCAUGUCUUGCUUCCCAAAAUACAGACUUUCUUUGACAGGACAGGGCCUAGGGCAGGUCUAGGUAUUUUGCAGAGGAACUAGCAAUCCAUGCUUCCAACUUCUUCAAUUAUAACCUUAAUAUAGGAGAUUUGAAUAGUAGGUGGUCUAUUUAUUUUGUUGCAUGGGGAAUGAAGCCCGGGUGCUUCUUUUCACAGUCUAUAGCUACAGAUUUUAGAAUUAUUUUUUACAUUUUUUCUAAUUGACUACAAUAUUGGUUCUGCUGAAAUCUGAUAUCACUGUGACAGUUUUAUGUUCCUAAUUGUGAGGCUUAGAGAACCAAGUUUUAAUUAUUUACUUAUGAUUAAUCAGUUAAUUGUUUAAUGACAUAAUCCAGGUAUUAAGAGCUUUACUGUGUUAACAUAGUGUGAGCUCAGUAUAAGUGUGCUACCAUU
Molecule: messenger RNA, 3316 nt
Organism: Cuculus canorus (common cuckoo)
Lineage: Eukaryota; Metazoa; Chordata; Aves; Cuculiformes; Cuculidae
Gene: FRK
Product: fyn related Src family tyrosine kinase
Exons: 8
Coding region: 455-2062 (535 amino acids)
Biological process (GO): cell surface receptor protein tyrosine kinase signaling pathway; innate immune response; protein phosphorylation
Cellular component (GO): extrinsic component of cytoplasmic side of plasma membrane
Molecular function (GO): signaling receptor binding; ATP binding; non-membrane spanning protein tyrosine kinase activity
Source: RefSeq, a predicted model, not a curated record